Molecule: messenger RNA, 7028 nt
Organism: Mauremys mutica (yellowpond turtle)
Lineage: Eukaryota; Metazoa; Chordata; Testudines; Geoemydidae
Gene: HEATR5B
Product: HEAT repeat containing 5B
Exons: 36
Coding region: 108-6329 (2073 amino acids)
Biological process (GO): endocytosis; retrograde transport, endosome to Golgi; intracellular protein localization
Cellular component (GO): endocytic vesicle; membrane; Golgi apparatus
Source: RefSeq, a predicted model, not a curated record
GGAGGCUCGCUCGGUGCGCUGCCGUCAGGGGUCCGUCGGGCGCUGCUGGGGCCGCCGCCUGCGGAGACAACACAGGAGUCUACAGUGAAGUCAGAGUUUAAAUAAGGAUGGAGCUGGCUCAUAGUUUGUUGCUAAAUGAAGAAGCUUUGGCUCAAAUCACAGAAGCAAAGAGGCCGGUCUUUAUUUUUGAGUGGUUGCGAUUUCUGGAUAAAGUGCUUGUAGCUGCCAACAAGACAGAUGUCAAGGAAAAACAAAAGAAGCUUGUGGAACAGCUAACUGGACUCAUCAGCAGUUCCCCUGGGCCACCCACACGUAAAUUACUGGCUAAAAAUCUUGCGGCUCUUUAUAGCAUUGGCGAUACAUUUACUGUCUUUCAGACACUUGAUAAAUGUAAUGACAUUAUCAAGAAUAAAGAUGAUACUGCUGCCUAUUUAUCGACCAAACUGGCUGCAGUGGCAUGUGUUGGAGCUUUUUAUGAAAAAAUGGGCAGGAUGCUGGGCAGUUCUUUUCCAGAAACAGUGAAUAAUCUCUUAAAGUCUCUGAAAAGUGCAGAGUCUCAGGGCCGAAGUGAAAUAUUAAUGAGUUUACAGAAAGUUCUAAAUGGACUGGGUGGUGCAGCAGCUUCAUGCCACCGUGAUAUUUAUAAGAAUGCCCGAUCUCUGCUGACGGAUAGAUCUAUGGCUGUACGAUGUGCAGUAGCUAAGUGCCUACUGGAACUACAAAAUGAAGCUGUAUUUAUGUGGACUGCUGAGCUAGAAAAUGUAGCAACACUCUGCUUUAAAGCUCUGGAAAAUUCAAAUUAUGGUGUACGAGUUGCAGUGUCGAAGCUUUUGGGGACAGUCAUGGCUACAGCGUUGAUACCAAAACAAGCCACAGUGAUGCGCCAAAACGUGAAGCGGGCUACACUGGAGGAAGUCCUAGAACUUAUGGCCACAGGGUUUCUUCGAGGAGGGUCAGGAUUCCUAAAAAGCGGUGGUGAGAUGUUGAAAGUAGGAGGGUCUGUCAAUCGGGAAGUGCGAGUUGGUGUCACACAGGCAUAUGUUGUCUUUGUUACAACACUAGGAGGCCAGUGGUUGGAGCGCAAUUUUGCUACAUUUUUGUCCCAUGUCCUGGAUCUGGUGUCCCAUCCUCGUGCAACUCAGACUCAUGUUGAGGCAGUAUACUCUCGAAGAUGUGUGUCCUUUAUCCUGAGAGCAACUGUAGGCAGUUUAUUAGGGGAGAAAGCACAGAUUGCAGCUGCCAAAGAUAUUUGUCAAGCCAUUGGUAAACAAAUGAAGGCAGUGGAAGCGGUUGUGAAUGAUACUAACGGUGAAAAUAAAUCAGGAGCUGCUGACAUAGCCGCAAGCCAACAUGUGAUGGUGUGUGCCCUUCAAGAGCUGGGUAGCCUGGUUCAGAGCCUGAAUGCCACUGCGUCUCCACUCAUACAAGAACCCUCUCUCGGGCUACUGGAGACAGUAACCUCAGUUCUUCUUCAUCCAAGCAUGGCUGCUCGACUAGCUGCUGCAUGGUGCUUGCGCUGUGUAGCUGUGGCAUUGCCUUUUCAGUUGACUCCAUUUCUGGAUAGGUGCGCUGAAAGGCUCAACAAUCUGAAGACCUCACCAGAAGCAGUUAGUGGCUACAGUUUUGCAAUGGCUGCUUUACUAGGUGGAGUGCAUCAGUGUCCCUUAGGUAUUCCUCAUGCAAAGGGAAAAAUGGUAGUCAGUAUUGCUGAGGAUCUGUUACGAACUGCUGCUCAAAAUAGCAGACUAUCCUUACAGCGCACUCAAGCUGGGUGGCUUUUACUUGGUGCACUUAUGACUUUAGGUCCUUCAGUUGUUCGGUACCAUCUACCUAAGAUGCUGCUGCUAUGGCGAAAUGUAUUUCCUCGUUCUCUAAAGGAGCUAGAAGCAGAGAAAGCCCGAGGAGACUCAUUUACCUGGCAAGUAACAUUGGAAGGUCGUGCUGGAGCUUUGUGCGCUAUGAGGAGUUUCGUUGCUCACUGUCCUGAGCUCCUUACUGAAGAUGUGAUCAGAAAAUUAAUGACACCUAUAGAAUGUGCCAUGACAAUGAUGUCACACAUUCCAUCAGUAAUUAAAGCCCAUGGAGCUCAUCUUAAAGCUAGCGCAGCUAUGGUCCGUUUAAGACUUUAUGACAUUUUGGCUUUGUUACCUCCAAAAACUUAUGAAGGAUCAUUUAAUGCACUCCUUCGGGAGCUAGUGGCAGAAUUCACUUUGACAGACAAUUCUGCUAAUACAACUACAUCGCUGCUUAGAUCUCUUUGCCAUUAUGACGACAGUGUUCUUCUUGGCUCUUGGCUGCAGGAAACAGAUCAUAAAUCAAUUGAAGAUCAGCUUCAGCCAAACAGUGCAUCUGGAAGUGGAGCUUUGGAACAUGAUCCGUCUUCCAUUUAUUUGCGCAUCCCAGCUGGUGAAGCUGUGCCAGGCCCCCUUCCCCUGGGAGUAUCAGUCAUUGAUGCCUCUGUGGCGCUCUUUGGUGUGGUUUUUCCUCAUGUUUCUUACAAACACAGGCUACAAAUGUUGGAUCACUUUGCGGAAUGUGUCAAACAGGCUAAAGGUGUCCGCCAACAAGCUGUGCAGCUUAAUAUCUUCACUGCUGUUCUCAGCGCGUUGAAGGGUUUAGCUGAGAAUAAAAGCACAUUAGGACCAGAAGAAGUCCGCAAAUCUGCUUUGACGUUGGUUAUGGGUGCCCUUGACAAUCCUAAUCCCAUUUUGAGAUGUGCAGCAGGAGAGGCACUUGGCAGAAUGGCUCAGGUAGUUGGAGAAGCAACUUUCAUCGCCAGAAUGGCUCAAUUCAGCUUUGACAAGUUAAAAUCUGCUCGAGAUGUUGUGUCAAGAACUGGUCAUUCGUUGGCUCUUGGCUGUCUCCAUCGUUAUGUGGGUGGAAUAGGUUCAGGACAGCAUCUGAAAACCAGUGUCAGUAUUCUGUUGGCGUUGGCACAAGAUGGGACCUCACCUGAAGUCCAGACCUGGUCUCUCCAUUCACUUGCCUUGAUAGUGGACUCUAGUGGGCCAAUGUACCGGGGAUAUGUGGAGCCUACUCUGUCUCUUGUUCUUACACUGCUCUUGACGGUUCCACCAUCGCAUACAGAAGUACAUCAGUGUUUGGGCCGAUGUCUUGGGGCUAUAAUAACUACGGUUGGCCCUGAACUGCAAGGUAAUGGAGCUACUAUUUCAACAAUCCGCUCUUCAUGCUUGGUAGGAUGUGCAAUCACACAAGAUCACUCGGACUCUCUUGUUCAGGCAGCUGCCAUAUCCUGCCUUCAGCAACUUCACAUGUUUGCACCCCGCCAUGUCAACCUAUCCAGUCUGGUUCCCAGCCUUUGUGUUCACUUGUGCAGUUCUCAUUUAUUGCUCCGUCGGGCUGCAGUGGCAUGUUUGCGACAGCUUGCGCAGAGGGAAGCAGCAGAAGUGUGUGAAUAUGCCAUGAGCUUAGCAAAAAAUGCUGGCGACAAAGAGAAUAGUGGUGUCAAUAUUAACCCUUUUGCACCAGGAGUUGGUUCUCGGCGGGAUAGUCAUUGCCGGCAUCAAGGAGUUAAUAUAACAGAGACUGGCCUUGAGGGGGUUCUUUUUGGAAUGUUAGAUCGGGAGACUGAUCGAAAGCUGUGUUCUGAUAUUCAUGAUACCUUGGGACAUAUGCUUUCAUCCCUGGCAGUGGAAAAACUUUCACACUGGCUAAUGCUAUGUAAGGAUGUCCUAGCAGCCUCCAGUGACAUGAGCACUGCAGCUCCUUUGGGAGGAGGAAAGGAUGAAGAAUUGGAGAAGAAAGAUGAGAUGGAUGAUGACACAAUGUUUACCACUCUGGGUGAAGAGGAUAAAUCGAAGCCUUCUGUGGCUCCUCGCUGGGCCACUCGUGUAUUUGCUGCCGAUUGCCUGUGUCGAAUUAUCAUGCUGUGUGAGAAUGCGAAUAAGGCUCACUUUGAUCUGGCCAUGGCCCGUUCAGCCAAACUCAGAAACCCUAAAAAUGAUCUUUUAGUGCUACAUCUCUCCGACCUCAUCCGUAUGGCAUUCAUGGCUGCAACUGAUCACAGCAACCAGCUGCGGAUGGCUGGUCUCCAGGCACUUGAAGACAUUAUCAAGAAAUUUGCAUCAGUUCCUGAGCCAGAGUUUCCAGGUCAUGUGAUACUGGAGCAGUAUCAGGCUAAUGUUGGAGCUGCUCUAAGACCAGCUUUUUCCCAAGAUACCCCUUCUGACAUAACAGCAAAAGCCUGCCAGGUAUGUAGCACGUGGAUAGGAAGUGAGGUUGUAAGUGACCUGAAUGAUCUUCGCCGAGUUCACAAUCUCCUUGUCUCCUCCUUGGACAAAGUGCAAGCAGGAAAGGGGUCUUCCAGUCAGCUUUAUCGAGAGAGUGCCACGACUAUGGAAAAACUGGCAGUCCUGAAAGCCUGGGCUGAGGUGUAUGUUGUAGCUAUGAAAAUUAAAAAGGAAGCAGAGACCAAACCAAAGCGAGCAAUAAAGAAUACGGAUGAUGAUGAUGAGGAUUUUGGUACUGUAGAUGAGUUACCUCCAGACAGUUUGAUAACACUUGUACAACCUGAGCUGCCUAUUCUGAGUCGCCUUUGGCUAGCUGCAUUGAAAGACUAUGCUCUUUUGACUUUACCAGCUGAAUUUGCUAGUCAGCUUCCACCAGAUGGUGGAGCAUUUUACACUCCAGAGACAAUUGAUACAGCUAGACUGCACUACCGGAACUCUUGGGCUCCAAUCCUACAUGCAGUGGCACUCUGGCUAAACAGUGCAGGAUUUAAUGCUUCUGAGUCACCAGAAGAAGCAGCUGCAGCAAUGCCUAAUUCACAGAAACGUGCCUCGUCCAUCAUGUUAAACCAGGCACCUGGAACACCACCUACCACUAAAUCUUUGCCAGAGAUAAACAAAGAUAGAAUGCACUUGAUUUUAGGUGUUAGUAUACAAUUCCUCUGUUCCCCCAGGCCUGAGGAGCCUGUUGAACACGUCACAUCUUGUUUACAGGCACUGCAUACUUUACUGGAUUCCCCUUGUGCUAGAAUUCAUAUUGCAGAGGAUCAGCUCCUUGGUGUUGAACUUCUGAGUGUGAUGCAUCGACUCUUAUUGACCUGGGAUCCUCCUUCAGUCCAGCUGCUAGUUACAGGAGUUGUCCAGCAGAUAGUGAGAGCAGCUCAAGAUUACUUGCAAGAAAAAAGGAACACACUAAAUGAAGACGACAUAAAGGAAAAAGAAACAUGCCUUGUGUUAGGAGAAGGUGGUGAGAGCGGUGGCCUUGUGCCUGGAAAAUCUCUCGUCUUUGCAGCCAUGGAACUACUAAUGUUUAUCCUAGUACGGCACAUGCCACAGCUAAGCCCAAAAAUGUCAGACUCUCCAAGUCAUGUUUCUGCCAAACCCCAGCUCUCUGAAGAAAGUGCUCGCCUUGUGGCUGCCACAGUUACCAUCCUAUCUGACCUGCCUUCUCUGUGCUCUCCAGCCGGAUGUAUGACAAUAUUACCUACAAUCCUGUUUCUGAUUACAAGAGUAUUGAAAGAAACUGCAGUAAAAUCAGUGGAUAAUCAGGUCUCACCGCCAGUCAGUGCAACUCUUCAGGCAAUAAAAACUAUUGUAACUCUUCCAAUGGCCAAGACUGAGGAAACUCAUAAGCAAUGGACCAGUCUUAUCCGCAGCACUCUGGCAUCUGUCUUGGAAUACUCCCAACCAGAGGGCACCAAGUCUAUUCUUGAUGAAGUAAGCAUGCUUACAGCAAUUGCGCUCUUCCUUUGGUCUGCAAGUACAGAAAUAAUUGGAGUGCAGUCCUUACAGAACGGCUGCAUUAACAGAUUUAAAAAUGCAUUGAAUUCCUGUGAUCCUUGGGUUCAAGCCAAGUGUUAUCAGCUUCUACUUUCUGUAUUCCAACACACCAACCGUGCCCUGUCAACUCCAUAUAUCCAUUCAUUGGCACCAAUAAUGGUUGAGAAACUGAAGGCUGUAGAAUGUAACCGUCCAAACAGCAACACAGAGCUUUUAGCAGUCCAGGAAGGAAUUAAAGUCCUUGAAACAUUGGUUGCCCUUGGUGAGGAGCAGAAUAGAGUCCAGUUGCUUGCUCUUCUAGUUCCAACUCUGAUCUCUUAUUUACUGAAUGAAAAUGCUUUUGCUUCUGCAUCUACAAUAUCGAAAGAUCUUCAUGAAUUUGCACUCCAGAAUUUAAUGCACAUUGGUCCCCUCUACCCUCAUGCUUUCAAGACAGUAAUGGGAGCUGCUCCUGAAUUGAAAAUACGUCUAGAAACUGCAGUCCGAGCAAGUCAGGCCAACAAAGCAAAAGCAGCUGCCAGGCAACCACCACCCACAAUACAUUCUGUCCCAACAAUUAAACUUAAAACUAGCUUUUUUUGAAUUAUUUUGAGUUGUUAUUUUUGGGAUCAUACCUACAAUUAAAAGUCAGAAGCACUACAUCAUUCCUUAUGUGCUACUGCAUAUAUGUUUGUAUUUUGCAUUGUUUGUAUGUCAGAGGCAAUCUAAUAGCUUUAUGUGUAAUUACUUGAAAUUUGUGCAUUAUAAGGGAAGUAGUGUUACAAGUAUUUAUAUAGAUUUUUAAGAAAUUGAAUUUGUUUGAUCAUAUUUGUGAAUCUGUUAUAAAUUAUCCACCAAAAAAUGUAUCAUCUGUCCUACUAAAUUGUGUUGUUUAUUUUUAGAACACUGAGUCAAACCUUGCAAAUGUAAGUGUUUUUAAAAGCUAGUUAAUGCUAUCCCACUGUUGUACCAGUACACUAACAUAGCAGGGUUGGAGUGGGAGGAGAAACCAGUGUUCAGUAUUUACUAUUUAUCUUUGGAAAUUUCAGGUGUAAUAAUCACUUUUUUUCUUAAAAAAACAAAAACAAAAAAACCCACAAACCUGGUGAAGUUGGAGUGUAUCAAAUGUAUAAUUCAUUUCAGGUCACAUGUAAUACAAAAAAAGCAGGAACUGGAAAAGAUUGCAGUCUUUUCCAAGAUAAACAAUCAAGCAUGCUGUCAAAAUAAGAUGUUAUUAACUUUGUGGUAUAUCUCUUUCAGAUCAGUUUCCAUGCCUGAGAGUUAAUAAAAGGAUUCAAAGAA